This is a messenger RNA of Haliotis rubra (blacklip abalone), 2150 nucleotides long. RefSeq lists its product as uncharacterized. The coding region runs from base 134 to 715 and encodes 193 amino acids. The record is from RefSeq and is a predicted model, not a curated record. The transcript has 6 exons. Lineage: Eukaryota; Metazoa; Mollusca; Gastropoda; Lepetellida; Haliotidae.
GAAAAUGGCAACUAUUUACAUGAGCGACAGCGUGACAACGAAAUAAUGUCGGUGAAUGAUAUCUGCAGGACGGGCUGCUAGAGUAUCACCAGGAAAUUCGCUGAUAUUACAGAAGUAGGACUCAUCAGUCAAGAUGUCGUCUCCAUCGUAUGAUCCCCGUAACUUUGAGUUUGUGGCACGGAUGGGUCGAAUUGUCGUGCCAAACCAGAAUUCUAAGGCGCAAGAAAAAAUCCCUGUGACAUUCCGCAUCCCAGAACCUCCACAGCAGGAACUGGUGCAAGAUGUUCUGCUUGGCCGGAACAUGAGGGCUGCUCCCUUUGGAAAACCCAUUGAUGCAUCUUUUAACCUGGAUGACUUUACACAAGAUCUUCCUCGUCAUAAAUGCAGCCUUGAUGAUGGUGACAAUGCUUUGAGAAAAACCAUGUUGAGGGAAAUGUUGGAGAGCCGAUCAAAUAUCAACAAAAGGCGUGCAACACAAAUGCAUGCCCAGCAGCUGGUGAAUGAGGCCCUGCUGCAGAAUGAGCUGAAGGCAUCGAGGAAACGAGAAGACAUGCUUCAGAAAAUUAUGGCCAAGCUUGACGAAGGAGAAAAGAGAUCCGCGCCAAACCUGAACGGUGCUGAAAUAUUUGAGGAGGGAACUCCCCCAGAACUUAAAGAAUGCAUAGAAGAGGAACUCCAUCGUCUUGUUCCUAUUUUGAAAGAAACUGAAAUAUAGAAUUUCCUGUUUCUUGAUGGAUUUGGAGUCCAGUAGCCUUACGGACAAUGUCCUUGGUAGGUAGUAUGUUUUACCAGGGUAGAAAACUAUGGGAUCAAGGAUCGACCAAAGACAUAUUGUGCCAUGAAGAUACAUGCAUCGUAGUUGAAGAUCAGAUAUCAAUCAAUACCUCAAAACAUACCGUAUAUGCAUGUAUUUGAGGAGAACAGACUGCAUGGUAUGAAAAAAACUAUGGCACUAUCCUGUGAUAUAUAUGUGUACAGUUUUUUAUGUCGUUACGUGAUAUACUCAACGUUUUAGAUAUGUCUUGUGUUUGGGUCUCUUAUAAUCCUAUUGAUUAUGGAAUAUGGCUUCUGACAUGACUGUGACAUAAAUACAACGUAGUUAUGUGGAUGAUAUCAUGACUUUACUAUUGAGGCACAUGUUUCGCAACAAAAUGUAGCAGUUUUGCCCAUUAGGCAUCUGAGAAAACAUGUUAUACAACAUUCUGAAAUUAACCACAAAGCUUCAGUUUGUAUCUCAGGUAUUUUUGUUUUGUUGAAGAAAAGCCACAUCACAAAGCCACAACAAUUCUAAUAUAAUACAGAAAGUUCUAUGUUUUUCAGCACCGUUCCUAAACAUGGUCAAUACUGACCAAGAUAAUUGUAACCUCAAAAUUUUUAAACCUUAAAGUUUUAAAUUGCAGUCUACAGCAAAUAGUUUUUUUUCUGUAAAGUGACGAAUGAAGAUUUCCAAAUGUAGUCAUAUGGUUGGCAGUUUGAGGGACUCGGCCUUACUCUUCAAGGGUCCAAGAAUAACUGUUUGUUUUGUCUGUACAGUAUUUAUGUAGACAAAAUGAUGCCUGUUGCUAUUGACACAAGUGUUAUAUGUAGGACUGCCCACCAGUAUAUGCCUAUACUAUAUCAUGUAUAUUGGAAACUUUGCCAUGUGUAUAUGCUGAACAUGCUGAAGUAGAGAAUGUUCUACACUGAUGUGACAUUAAGAAAUCAUGUAAAACCUUCUAUGAUCUGAAAUAGUGACUGUUACACACACAAGAAAAAAACAAUUUGAAAAAAUGUAGUUAUGAAAAGCUGGGAAUUCAUAAAUUAGUAACAAGGCGGAACAGAUAUAGAAUAAGCAUUUUAAAAACCAUUGUAACAGGUAAAAUUCCAAUUAAUCACCAAAUGAUUUGUGAAAGACGACAAUCAUGUUGUAUACCUCUGUCAGGUAGAACAUUCCCGUUAAUAACAAUGACACUUUGGCUUGUGUAUUCUACACUAUAUAAAAACCCAGUUACCUUGAAUGCUUUUGUAUCCACUUUUUACAGCUGAACAGAUAUACCUUCUUGAGUAUAUUGUGCACCCAAGUAUAAUGCUCACCCCCUUAUAGGGGAUUCAGUAUUUUGCCAAAAAAAUGUUUCAUGUAUUAUGUACAGACAAAACCUACAUUGACACUG